This is a messenger RNA of Linum tenue, 423 nucleotides long. NCBI's taxonomy places the organism in Eukaryota, Viridiplantae, Streptophyta, Magnoliopsida, Malpighiales, Linaceae. The record is from the annotation of a GenBank genome assembly.
AUGUAUAUGGUUUCGAAAUGUGCGAUACUGCUGGUUCUGGUUGUGUUCGGCACAAUGCUUAGCGUUGCAGUGGAAGCAAGGUUUCCGAAGACGAGAGUGGUCGGGCUGCCUGUGUGCUCGGGGAACUCGAACAAGGAGUACAACGACAACCUGCGUCACCUUCUCGAUUUCUUCGUGGACGAGACCAAGAACACGUACAGGAAACCGGGAGCGGACUACGUUUACGAUCACAGCUACCCGAAUCGCGACAUCAAUGGCUCCGUCAAUGGCGUAGCCACUUGCAACAAGGAGUUGGCUCCGCUGGAUUGCUGGUCGUGUCUGCGCACGACAAAGGACAUCAUCAACUCCCGUUGCCAUCGCGCAAUCAGCGGCCGCGUCACGCUCCAGGAUUGCUCCAUCAGUUUCAAGAACGUUAUUGCAUGA